Morus notabilis is the source of this 1530-nucleotide messenger RNA. RefSeq names its product serine/threonine-protein kinase/endoribonuclease IRE1a. Gene Ontology annotation, cellular component: IRE1-TRAF2-ASK1 complex. Bases 1 to 1530 code for a protein of 509 amino acids. Lineage: Eukaryota; Viridiplantae; Streptophyta; Magnoliopsida; Rosales; Moraceae. The record is from RefSeq and is a predicted model, not a curated record. Gene Ontology annotation, biological process: mRNA processing; IRE1-mediated unfolded protein response; protein phosphorylation. Gene Ontology annotation, molecular function: protein serine/threonine kinase activity; RNA endonuclease activity; ATP binding. The transcript has 7 exons.
AUGGAGUUGAGGAAGCGACAUGGAAGCUUGAGAAUACGAUACAUGAACGAUACUCGCAUCUGUUUCCACUGUGAGGCUGUUCUUCGAUCAUCAUGGGAAGAUGAGAAAACGUCGAACGUUUCUGCCAAUAUAGAAGUUUCAUCUAAAAGUGAUGGAUGCGAACAACUGCGGCGACAGAAGAUUGGUGAAAACCUUGAGUUCUUACCGGAUAAAAAAAUUUGCGAGUCCAGAAAAGAGGGCAUUAAUAUUAUUUUUGAGGGGAAUUACAAAGUACCGGGUGCGGUAAAACGCCUUCCCAAAGCUGAUUACGACGUGGACGCUAAUAAGAUUAAGCUUUUAACUACACAAUCUCAGUACCUUCCAAAUGUAGUAAGAUAUUAUGGCAUGGAAUGUGAUGAUGACCAAGAGUGUUUUUAUCUCGUCACGGAGCAGCAAAACUGGGGUACGACAUUCAACUUGGAUGAACUGAUCAAAACGGACUUAGCAAUUAAUACCAACUCGUUUGAGGCCGUGACAGAAGACGGUCUCAGCUCUACAUCUGUGGCUGUGCUAGAUGACAGGUUGGAGGCAGUGAAGAACAUUGUUGGAGAUUUUAAUCUCAUUCCGGAAAAUGGGGGUCGAAUUCCUGAUUUAUCAUAUACAUUACUGAGGGAAGUGCUUUAUGGGCUUGUUCAGUUAAAUGAUAUAAUGGAAAUAAGUCACGGAGAGUUGAAGCCCGAAAACAUCCUAAUAAUUAAGAAAGAAUCAUCCUGGCGCGUAAGGCUUUCUGAUAUUGACAUAAGCAAAAAGCCUCCAACGAAGAGUUAUAAUAAAUCAUAUUCUUACUUGAGUGGCUUUAUUCCUGCACGUAAUGAUCGCGGGAUCCAGAUAGGGGUUGAUGAUAUGUAUGCUUUUGGCAAACUUUUCUCGUAUUGCAUCACUGGUAGAUCUGAAUUUGGUGAUUGGAGGACGGUAACAAACAAGAGGGGCUCAUCCUUGUUGAAUUAUCCUGAAGCUUAUCAACUUUACUGUUGUUUGUCAAGCAGGAAUCCUGCAGAAAGUCUAACAGCGAAGGAGGCAUUGCACCAUCCACAUUUUUGGGAUCCGGAGAAGAAACUUGCAUUUCUUCGCGACAGUUAUAAUAAAGUAUACGAAUUUGAGCACAGUACAGGUCUUCUCAAGGAGCUGGAUUCUAUUUCAUGGAAAGUUAUAGAAGGAAAAUGGAAGGGAGAGAAUGUUAAAACAUGGAACAAAAGGAUUGAUGGAGAAAUAGUUGAUUAUGCAGAAGAUCAAUUAAGAAAGUACAGCAAUCCCGAUAGUACUUAUAAAUAUAAAAGCUUUCCAGAAUUAUUGCGGUUUAUUCGACACAUGUUCGUUCAUUAUGGACGCCAUCCACAAAAUAUUCAGAAAUCCAUAGGAUCACUGUAUAAAGGUUUCUAUGACUACUUUGAAAGUAAAUUCCCAAAUCUCUUGAUUGAAGUCUACAAGGCUGUAAAGAAAUGGUGUGGGAAAGAUGAAUAUUUUUGCAGAUAUUUCCAAGACCAUAACUGA